UGAGUCGAGGUAUCGGCGAGACGCGUCGGCUCUGUUGGGGAUCGGGGGAGAAAGACGAGACCUACCCUCCACGGACCAGAGCACGGGGUAGUCGUAGCAGUUGCUGACGGCGGUUGAGUCCGUGAAGCAGGAUCUCCACAGGCUGGACCAGAACCAGGCCACCUUGAUGAUGGAGGAGCCGCCCAUGCCCCCGAUGGCGGUGAUCUUCCAGCCCUCCAUGGCCAUGGUGCAGGCCACGAAGAUCCAGCCCAAAAUGGUCAUCAGGAAACCCCAAAUCUGGACCACGCGGAUCUUCAUCUUCGACGCUCCAGGAGCCGUCGCAGCCGCCUCAGCCGCCUCGGGGCCCCGGACGCCGACAGAAAUGUGAAAGUGAAGCGGGCUGAAGUUACGUCACUGGCGCCGGAGGACCGUAUUGAGAGAAGGAAGCCACCGCGCGAGCGUGUGGUCACCAUGGAGAACGCCGGGAAAAACCCCAAGACGAACCCCGCGGCGGAGGCGAACUUUCUGUCCUUGAUAGUCUUCUGGUGGCUCAACCCUUUGUUUCGCACCGGGUACAAGCGCAAGCUGGAAGAAGAUGACAUGUACGACGUGCUCCCCGAGGACCGGUCCGAGCACCUGGGACAGAGCCUGCAGAGACACUGGGACCUGGAGCUGGAGAAGACGACCAAAGAGAUGCACACGCCGAGCCUCUCCAGGUGCAUCAUCCGCUGCUACUGGAGGCCGUACGCCAUGCUGGGCUUCUUCACGCUGGUGGAAGAGGUCAUCAAAGUGAUCCAGCCCCUCAUCCUGGGCAAGAUGAUCGAGUACUUUGAGAGCUACGACCCGCUGAACAUGACGGCGCUCUACGAGACGCUGGGCUACGCCACCGUCAUGUCUCUGUGCACCAUCGGCCUGUUCCUGCUCCACCACCUCUACUUCUACCACGUCCAGAGGACGGGCAUGAAGAUCAGAGUGGCCAUGUGUCACAUGAUCUACAGGAAGGCUCUGCGUCUCAGCAGCUCGGCCAUGGGAAAGACCACCACGGGCCAGAUCGUCAACCUCCUCUCCAACGACGUCAACAAGUUCGAUGACGUGACCAUAUUCCUGCACUACCUGUGGGUGGGGCCCCUCCAGGCAGCGGCGGUGGUGGGCCUGCUGUGGCUGGAGAUCGGCCCGUCGUGCUUGGCCGGCAUGGUGGUCCUCAUGUUCCUGUUGCCCACGCAGACCAUGUUCGGAAGGCUCUUCUCCAAGUUCAGGAGCAAGACGGCGGUCCUCACGGACGACAGGAUCCGCAUCAUGAACGAGGUGGUGUCCGGGAUGCGGAUCAUUAAGAUGUACGCCUGGGAGAAGCCCUUCGCCACUCUGGUCUCUGAGGUCAGAAGAAAGGAGAUCUCCAAGAUCAUGAAGAGCUCCUACCUGCGAGGCCUCAACAUGGCCUCCUUCUUCUGCGCCAGCAAGAUCAUCCUCUUCGUCACCUUCACCCUCUACGUCCUGCUGGGCAACACCAUUACCGCCAGCCGCGUGUUCGUGACGGUGGCGCUGUACAGCGCCGUGCGGCUCACCGUCACGCUCUUCUUCCCCAGCGCCAUCGAGAAGCUGUACGAGACCCGAGUCAGCAUCCGCAGGAUUCAGGAGUUCCUGAUGCUGGAUGAGAUCGUGAGAAGCAAAGCUGAACCGCCACUUGUUGGGAAAACGGAUGCCGCGGUGGUGAUCCAGGACCUGGUCUGCUACUGGGACAAGAGUCUGGAUGCUCCCUCUCUCCAGAACCUCUCCUUCACCCUGAACUCCAACCAGCUGUUGGCUGUGAUCGGACCCGUCGGCGCCGGAAAGUCGUCGCUGCUGAGCACCAUCCUCGGGGAGCUGCCCGCUGAAAGCGGGGUGCUGGAGGUCAAAGGUCAGCUGACGUACGCCGCCCAGCAGCCCUGGGUGUUCCCCGGAACCAUCCGCAGUAACAUCCUGUUCGGGAAGCCGCUCGAGCCCCACAAGUACGAGAGAGUCCUCCGAGCCUGCGCUCUGAAGAGGGACCUCGAGCUGCUCCCAGACGCGGACCUGACUCUGAUCGGGGACCGGGGGGCCACACUCAGCGGGGGGCAGAAGGCUCGCAUCAACCUGGCCAGGGCGGUGUACCAGGACGCAGACAUCUACCUCCUGGACGACCCUCUGAGCGCCGUGGACGCCGAGGUCGGGCGACACCUCUUUGAAAAGUGCAUCUGUGGCCUCCUGAAGAACAAGCUCCGGAUCCUCGUCACCCACCAGCUGCAGUACCUGAAGUCGGCCGACCAGAUCGUGGUGCUGAAGGAGGGUCACAUGGUGGCAAAGGGGAAGUAUGCGGAGCUCCAGCGGUCCGGCGUGGACUUCACCUCCCUGCUGAAGGAGGAGGAGGAGCCUCCUGGAGACGUCCUGAUGAGGACCCGGACGCUCUCCGAGAACUCUGUGCGCUCGCACACCUCGUCGCUGCACUCGGUCAAAGACGGAGACCAGCUGCCGGCAGAGACGGUGCAGACGGUGGCGGAGGAGAACCGCGCUCAGGGAAACAUCGGAGUGGCUCUGUACCUCAAGUACCUGAAGGCCGGGGCCAGCGUGGCGGUUCUGCUCGCCAUCAUCGGCAUGAACAUCCUGGCUCAGCUGGCGUACAUCCUGCAGGACUGGUGGCUCGCUCACUGGGCCGACGAGCAGGAGCAGCUGACGGCCAACGCCACGGCGACCCACGGCGCCCUGAACGCCACGGCGACCCACGGCGCCCUGAACGCCACGGCGGAGCUGAACAUCAACUUCUACCUGGGCGUUUACGGAGGUUUGACCGUCGCCACCGUCGUCUUCGGCUUCAUCAGGAACCUCUCCCUGUUCCACGUGCUGGUGAAGUCGACUCAGACGCUGCACGACCGCAUGUUCAGCGCCAUCCUCGGGACGCACGUCCGCUUCUUUGACAUCAACCCGAUCGGUCGAGUCUUGAACAGGUUUUCAAAGGACGUGGGCCAGCUGGACUCCAACUUGCCGUGGACCUUCGUGGACUUCAUCCAGGUGUUCCUCCAGAUCAUCGGGGUGGUCUGCGUGGCCGUGGCCGUGAUCCCCUGGAUCGUCAUCCCGGUGCUGCCGCUGCUCCUCGUCUUCAUCUUCCUGCGCCGCUACUUCCUGCAGACCUCCAGGAACAUCAAGCGCCUCGAGGCCACCACUCGCAGUCCGGUGUUCUCCCACCUGUCCUCGUCUCUCCAGGGCCUGUGGACCAUCCGGGCCUUCGGGGCAGAGGCCCGGUUCCAGAAGGCCUUCGAUGCUCACCAGGACCUGCACUCUGGGGCCUGGUUCCUGUUCCUGACCACCUCGCGCUGGUUCGCCAUCCGCCUCGACGGCAUGUGCUCCAUCUUCGUCACCAUCACCACCUUCGGCUGCCUGCUGCUCCGAGACCAGCUGGACGCCGGCGCCGUCGGUCUGGCGCUGACCUACGCCGUCACCCUGAUGGGGAUGUUCCAGUGGGGCGUCAGGCAGAGUGCAGAGGUGGAGAACAUGAUGACGUCAGUGGAGAGAGUGGUUGAGUACACUGAGCUGGAGAGUGAAGCACCCUGGGAAACCCAGAAGCGGCCUCCUCCCGAUUGGCCCAACAAAGGCCUGGUGACCUUUGACCGGGUCAGCUUCUCCUACAGCAGCGAAGGACCGCUGGUCCUCAAAGACAUCACGGCCAUGUUCCGGCCGAAAGAGAAGGUCGGCAUCGUGGGCAGAACCGGCGCCGGGAAAAGCUCUCUGGUCUCGGCUCUGUUCCGCCUGGCAGAACCUCAGGGGAAGAUCUACAUCGACGGGGUCCUGACCUCGGAGAUCGGACUCCACGACCUGCGCCAGAAGAUGACCAUCAUCCCUCAGGACCCGGUGCUGUUCACGGGCACCAUGAGGAAGAACUUGGACCCCUUCGGCCAGCACUGUGAUGAAGACCUGUGGAAGGCGCUGGAGGAGGUGCAGCUGAAGUCGGCGCUGGAGGAGCUGCCGGGGAAGCUGGAGACGGUUCUGGCCGAGUGGGGCUCCAACUUCAGCGUGGGCCAGCGGCAGCUGGUGUGUCUGGCCAGAGCCGUCCUGAGGAAGAACCGCAUCCUGGUGAUCGACGAGGCCACGGCCAACGUGGACCCCAGGACGGACGAGCUGAUCCAGAGAACCAUACGGGAAAAGUUCAGCGACUGCACCGUGCUCACCAUCGCUCACCGCCUCAACACCAUCAUCGACAGCGACAGGAUCCUGGUUCUGGACGCCGGGAGGAUCGAGGCCUACGACGAGCCGUACGCGCUGCUGCAGGAUCCGAACGGGAUCUUCUACAAGAUGGUGCAGCAGACGGGGAAGCAGGAGGCCGCCGCUCUGAUGGAGGCGGCCAAACAGGCGUACGACAGCAGAAGCCAUCCCGUAAUACCCAACGGACACGCGGAGACGGCGGACGGUAACCUGGUGAUCUACGAGACCGCCCUGUGA
This is a messenger RNA of Pseudoliparis swirei, 4425 nucleotides long. RefSeq names its product ATP-binding cassette sub-family C member 4-like. Gene Ontology annotation, molecular function: ATP binding; ATP hydrolysis activity; ABC-type transporter activity. Gene Ontology annotation, biological process: transmembrane transport. Lineage: Eukaryota; Metazoa; Chordata; Actinopteri; Perciformes; Liparidae. Gene Ontology annotation, cellular component: plasma membrane. The record is from RefSeq and is a predicted model, not a curated record. Bases 451 to 4425 code for a protein of 1324 amino acids. The transcript is spliced from 32 exons.